AUGUCUAAGAAGAAAAGCUCCGAGAAGCAGCGGCUGGUGGAAGAACCGCAUGCCCCUGCAAGAAGAAAUUUUCCGCGAAGUCAUGUCAUAGUUUACGGAUACGAUGAUCUGUGGCAAGAAGAUGUGGUCGAGAUGCGUCCUUAUACGCAAUUUAACAAAGGUUACCACUACAUUCUUACCGUUAUUGAUGUGCUGAGCAAGUAUGCAUGGGCCAUGCCGUUGAAAACUAAGAGUGGAACUGAGAUGGCUGCAGCGAUAUCAAAGAUAAUUCGAGGCGAUGGAAGAUGUCCAAAAAAUUUGCAAACCGACAUGGGAAAAGAAUUUUACAAUGCAAACGUGCAAGAACUUUUGAAAAAACAUGACAUUAAUCGCUAUUCUAUGUAUUCUGUAAUGAAGGCGUCGGUGGUUGAAUGGUUCAACC
Molecule: messenger RNA, 421 nt
Organism: Solenopsis invicta (red fire ant)
Lineage: Eukaryota; Metazoa; Arthropoda; Insecta; Hymenoptera; Formicidae
Exons: 1
Biological process (GO): DNA integration
Molecular function (GO): nucleic acid binding
Source: RefSeq, a predicted model, not a curated record